AUGGCAGCCAACGGGGCGCCCGUGCUGCAGCAGCGCGCGGUGGCGCAACCCUUCGUCCAGCAACAGGAGCAGCAGGAGCAGCAGGAGCAGCAGCGGCAGCAGCAGCAGCAGCAGCGGUACUGCCUGGUCAAGAAUGGGGAGCUGCUCGCCUGCUCCCAGGGCGCUGGCGCCUGGCUGCAGGCGGCGCCGCGAGGCGCCUACACGACCGCCCGCACCGUCGGCGACGACGGCGCGCGCGUGCUGAAGCUCGCAUCCCACAUCUCCCGCCUUGCCCUGUCUGCAAGCCUGAUGGCGGCCGCCGACUCCCAGCUGGUCACCAGCGAAGCCCCCGCGCCGCCCUCCUUCACGGCUGAGCAGCUGCGGCCCCGCGUCCUGCAGUGCAUGGGCGCUGUCAUCGCCGCCUUCCGCAGCGGCGUGUGCGCCGGCGGCCUGCAGAGCUCUGCGGACAGCGGGGCACCGGGUUUUCAGCAGCAGGCGCAGCAACAGCAGCAGCAGCAGCAGCAGCAGCAGCAGCAGCAGCAGCAGCAGCGGCGGCAGCUGAAGCUUACGCUGCUGAUGACGUGGGGGGACGAGUCAGCCGAGUCAUUUGACCUGUGGUGCCACGGGGAGGCGCUGCCGCCGCGGCCGCGGCCGCCUGUCAAGCUGCAAUUCAGGGGCCUGCCGCGCAGCAACGCGCGCGCAAAGGACAGCGAGUGGGUGCGGCAGCGGCGCGCGCUGGAGCAGGCCAAGCCGACAGACGUCAACGAGGUGGUCCUGGGCACCCCAGAUGGCGACCUGCUUGAGGGUCUGUCCAGCAACUUCUUCGCGCUGCACCGCGGCGUGGUGGUGACGGCAGACGAGGGUGUGCUGAGCGGGACCAUCCGGGAGAUCGUGCUCGAGGCCUGCUCCGAGGUCGGCGUCCCGGUGCGCCUGGAGCCCCCCCGCAUGUCAGACAUAGAGGAGUGGCAGGGCGCCUUCAUCUCAUCCACCUCGCGCCUGCUGCUGCCGGCAGACGAGCUGCUGUGGGCGCCGCAGGGCGACGCGGGGCUCGAGGGUCCAGACCGGGUGCGGGCGUUUGGGGAGCAGCACCCGCUGGUGCGGCGGCUCGAGGCGGCGGUGGCGGAGCGGAUACUGCGGGACAGCGAGCGGGUGCCGCUACCUGAGGCAUAG
Monoraphidium neglectum is the source of this 1149-nucleotide messenger RNA. RefSeq lists its product as hypothetical. The record is from RefSeq and is a predicted model, not a curated record. NCBI's taxonomy places the organism in Eukaryota, Viridiplantae, Chlorophyta, Chlorophyceae, Sphaeropleales, Selenastraceae. Gene Ontology annotation, molecular function: catalytic activity. The transcript is spliced from 6 exons. Bases 1 to 1149 code for a protein of 382 amino acids.